Iphiclides podalirius (scarce swallowtail) is the source of this 885-nucleotide messenger RNA. Lineage: Eukaryota; Metazoa; Arthropoda; Insecta; Lepidoptera; Papilionidae. The record is from the annotation of a GenBank genome assembly.
AUGGCCCCUGAUAACAGCGAUAAAGCCGCGCUCAACGCCAGUAUCACGCCAACCGCUAUGACUAACGUGGCGCUGGUGGUCGGGGCGGCUAGCAAUUUAGGUUUCCAAGUGCUGAAAAGGCUCACCGCGGUCUACAGAGGUAAAAUCUAUUUCACCACCGAAGAUGUCUCCACCGGGUACAAUAUACAAGAGACGUUCGAGAAGUGCGCAGACGUCGAGUUCGUUCAAAUGGACAUCACGUACACGAAGAGCAUAAUCAAGUUGAGGCACCACAUCCAAGACCUGGACGAGAGGAUCGAGCUGCUGAUAAAUGUAACGGAGUACGUUGCGACCGAGAAGAGGCUGGGUCACGCGGAGAAAGUGAGACGGACACUGAGUGUGAACUUCUACGGUUAUAUAAACUUCGGGAAAUUAGUCUAUCCAAUUCUCAGUGACGGCGCUAGGGUUGUGAACGUAUCUGGUCCCGCAGGGCUCUUAGCUACUAUACAAAAUGAAGAUAUCAGAAGAAGAAUAAGCGAUCCCACUCUCACUGAGGAUGAGCUGGUCGCUAUCAUGCAGGAAUAUGAAGAGGCUGCUAGGAAAGGAGUAGAAAAGACAGAGGGGUGGGGAAUGAGUGUGAACGCCGUUAGCAAGGUCUCUCUGAAUGCUGUCACCUUUCUCCAGCACAGGGAGUGGUGUGACAAGGGUGUGGUGAUAAAUUGUGUGAAUCCAGGCAACAUGUCCACUCGGGAGGGUAGGAAGACGGCAAAGGUUUAUGAGGAGGGCGCCAAGGCGAUUUUGUACCUGGCAAUGGAAGCGCCGCUCUCGAUUAAAGGAAAUUUCGUGUGGAGCAACUACAAUGUAAUCGAAUGGAAUACUGACCCUUUUGUCGAAGUGACUAGCGUG